Messenger RNA from Symbiodinium necroappetens, 711 nucleotides. Lineage: Eukaryota; Dinophyceae; Suessiales; Symbiodiniaceae. The record is from the annotation of a GenBank genome assembly.
AUGAUCUCCGAGGGCUACAGCGACCCCCGAACACUGGCCCGCCGUGUCAGCAAGAUGGAGAAGUGGCUCGAGAGCCCCUCUCUCCUUGAGGCAGACAAAGAGGCCGAGUAUGCUGCAGUGAUCAACAUCAACCUGGACGAGCUGAAGGAGCCGGUUCUCUGUUGCCCCAACGAUCCCGAUGAUGCCAAGACUCUCACUGAGAUUGGAACCGCCGGCAUUGAUGAGGUGUUCAUUGGCUCUUGCAUGACGAACAUCGGCCACUACCGCGCUGCCGGGAAGAUGCUGAGCCAGUUCGACGGCCAGUUGUCCACUCGCUUGUGGAUUGCGCCCCCCACCAAAAUGGAUGAGGAGCAGCUCACCAAGGAGGGCUACUACUCCAUCUACGGCAAGGUGGGAGCCCGUACCGAGAUGCCAGGAUGCUCCCUCUGCAUGGGAAACCAGGCACGAGUGGCCGACAACGCCACGGUUGUCUCGACUUCCACACGUAACUUCCCCAACCGUCUGGGAAAGGGUGCCAACGUCUACUUGGCAUCGGCAGAGCUCGCAGCAGUAGCCGCCAUCCUCGGGCGGUUGCCAACCAACGAGGAGUACCUGAAGUAUCACGGGGAGCUCGCCAAGAACGAGGACUCCAUCUACAAGUACUUGAACUUCGACCAGGUGGAGGAUUAUGUCGCGAAGGCUGACAAGGUCCAAAUGUCCGAGUACUCCUAA